Molecule: messenger RNA, 612 nt
Organism: Aureobasidium melanogenum CBS 110374
Lineage: Eukaryota; Fungi; Ascomycota; Dothideomycetes; Dothideales; Saccotheciaceae
Exons: 4
Coding region: 1-612 (203 amino acids)
Source: RefSeq, a predicted model, not a curated record
AUGGAUCUUCUCAAUUCUAAAACCACGAUCGUAACAAGCGCCAGGAGAAGCAAGCAACGACGACGUGGUAAUGAUUCCGCACCUCCUGGAGCAAGUUAUCGCAAGCUCCUCCUCUCAGACUUCCAAGCAAGGCGUCGUAACCCCAUGUCUUUCGACCGAGGAAACAACGACGAGAUGCUAGACACCCCAGUCUUUCUUUCUAUAUAUCGACGGCCUGCACAGUGGUCACGUUUCGUUGACUCUUCCCCAGACUUGCCGCAAAUAAAUGAGCAACAUUCUCUUGACCAUGACCACCGCAGCACAGCACAAGAUCGAUCGAUAAAUGCUGGUCAACUGCUCAUACACAACCAGCAUCAAUCACACUUCUUUACCGAGGAUUGUCUGCCUCCAACAAGCACAAGGCCAAGACGGCUGAUCAAAUCAACAAUUAUCUCUGCUCAGAGGCUACAACUCAACAUAGAACAAAUCGCCGUUGGAUUUGUGCACAAUCAGGUCGUCUUCCUGGCGAAGUACAAAGUCAGCCACUGGUCUUACACGCUUGAGGACCUGUGCUUUAUCAUUCAGUGGUACAAUGCCUUGUGGCAACGAACUGGCGGCACUUUUUACCGGUGA